Messenger RNA from Penicillium hordei, 1044 nucleotides. RefSeq names its product isopenicillin N synthase family dioxygenase. Bases 1 to 1044 code for a protein of 347 amino acids. Gene Ontology annotation, molecular function: dioxygenase activity. The transcript is spliced from 6 exons. Lineage: Eukaryota; Fungi; Ascomycota; Eurotiomycetes; Eurotiales; Aspergillaceae. The record is from RefSeq and is a predicted model, not a curated record.
AUGACCGAGUCAAAGACUGAGAGCUCACAGCUGGCCGACUGUAAGAAUAUCCCGAUUAUCGAUCUCUCAUAUUUGGAUAGUCCAAAUUUCGAUGAGCGACGGAAACUUGCUCAAUCAAUCUAUGAUGCUUGUACUCAGGUUGGCUUCUUUUACAUCAAGAACCAUGGGAUCCCAGAGGACAAAAUCAAUGGCAUACACAGUUCCGCAAAGCGACUUUUCGAUCUCCCCGAGGAGCAAAAGAUGAAGUUCUAUAUUGGGAACUCUCCUAAAUUCCACGGUUACAGCCCCCUAGGGGGUGAGAAAUCCACAGGGACCGACGAUGAUCCAAUUGCCGAGAAAGAUGCAGUCAGUGCUCUCUCUGAAGCAUUCGACAUCGGAUACGAAACUGCAAUGGAUCCUCAGAAAUCGAAAGAUGACCCUCUUCCCCAUGAUCCCUAUGGGUUGUAUGGAGACAAUCAAUGGCCUAGUCAAGAUAUACUUCCAGGCUUCACAGAGACCUAUAUUGAAUAUUGCGCUAUGAUGUUAGGACUCUGUCGGAAGCUGAUGAGAAUAUUCGCCCUCGCUUUGAAAUUGCCCGAAGGGCACUUCGAUUCGAUGACCACGAACCCAGGUGUCGCGUCUCGGAUGAUGCAUUACCCACCUCAGCCUGUGAAGGAGGAAGUCCGUGAAGGGCUUGGGGCUCAUACGGAUUUUGAAUGCUUUACUAUCCUCUCCCAGGGUAGUGUCCCGGGGCUGCAAGUCUUGAGUCACAGUGGCGAGUGGAUACUGGCACCACCAUUGCCGGGAACACUGGUUGUCAACAUUGCAGAUUGCUUGUCAAUUUGGACGAAUAAAAAGUUCAAGUCGACUAUUCAUCGCGUGACAAACUUGACCGGACAAGAACGUUACUCCAUUCCCUUCUUCUUUGGGGUCGACUAUGAUACAACAGUGUCCGUUCUACCAAAUUAUAUUUCGGACGAUAGACCUGCAUGCAAAGAGCCCUUUAAGGCAGGUGGGUGGGUUCGCGAAAAGCUAUCGAAAGCUUACCUUGGCUAUGAAAGCUAG